Messenger RNA from Salvelinus namaycush (lake trout), 2671 nucleotides. RefSeq names its product probable histone deacetylase 1-B. Gene Ontology annotation, molecular function: histone deacetylase activity. The transcript has 14 exons. The record is from RefSeq and is a predicted model, not a curated record. Bases 68 to 1522 code for a protein of 484 amino acids. NCBI's taxonomy places the organism in Eukaryota, Metazoa, Chordata, Actinopteri, Salmoniformes, Salmonidae.
GGACGAGACGAUAGUGCAAAUUAUCCAGUGUGGGCACAAAGAACUGUGCAGUGCUAAUUGGAGUAAAAUGGCGCUGUCGUCUGCAGGAGGAACAAAGAAGAAAGUCUGCUAUUAUUAUGAUGGCGACGUAGGUAAUUAUUACUAUGGCCAGGGUCAUCCCAUGAAACCCCACAGGAUCCGUAUGACCCACAACCUCCUGCUCAACUAUGGACUGUACAGGAAGAUGGAGAUAUAUAGACCUCACAAGGCCAACGGAGAGGAGAUGACCAAGUACCACAGUGACGACUACAUCAAGUUCCUGCGUUCCAUCCGGCCAGACAACAUGUCAGAACACAGCAAGCAGAUGCAGAGAUUUAAUGUAGGAGAGGACUGCCCAGUGUUUGACGGCCUGUUUGAGUUCUGUCAGCUCUCAACGGGAGGCUCUGUCGCGGGGGCAGUGAAGCUGAACAAACAGCAGACGGACAUCGCCGUCAACUGGGCCGGAGGACUCCAUCACGCCAAGAAGUCUGAGGCCUCUGGGUUCUGCUACGUCAACGACAUAGUCCUCGCCAUCCUGGAGCUGCUCAAGUACCACCAGAGGGUGUUGUACAUAGACAUCGACAUUCACCAUGGAGACGGAGUGGAAGAGGCUUUCUUCACCACAGACCGGGUCAUGACUGUCUCCUUCCACAAAUAUGGAGAAUACUUCCCUGGUACCGGAGACCUGAGGGACAUUGGAGCAGGGAAGGGGAAGUACUAUGCUGUAAACUACCCUCUCAGAGACGGCAUCGACGACGAGUCUUAUGAAGCCAUCUUCAAACCUGUGAUGGCUAAAGUGAUGGAGAUGUUCCAACCCAGUGCUGUAGUGUUACAGUGUGGAGCGGACUCUCUCUCAGGAGACAGACUGGGCUGCUUCAACCUCACCAUCAAAGGUCAUGCUAAGUGUGUUGAGUACAUGAAGAGUUUCAACCUGCCUCUGUUGAUGUUGGGAGGUGGAGGUUAUACCAUCCGUAACGUGGCCCGCUGCUGGACCUACGAGACCGCCGUGGCUCUGGACAGCACCAUACCUAACGAGCUGCCUUACAACGAUUACUUUGAGUACUUUGGCCCUGACUUCAAGCUCCACAUCAGCCCGUCUAACAUGACCAACCAGAACACCAAUGAUUACCUGGAGAAGAUCAAACAGAGGUUGUUUGAGAACCUGCGUAUGCUGCCCCACGCCCCGGGGGUCCAGAUGCAGGCCAUCCCAGAAGACGCUCCACACCCGGACUCUGGAGAUGAGGAGGACGAGGACCCUGACAAACGCAUCUCCAUCCGGGCCCAUGAUAAGAGGAUAGCUUGUGAAGAGGAGUUCUCUGACUCUGAGGAUGAGGGACAGGGAGGAGGGGGAAGGAGGAACGCUGCCAACCACAAGAAGACCAAGCGAGUCAAGACUGAGGAGGAGAAGGAGAAGGAGGCAGAGGAGAAGAAAGAUGUGAAAGAGGAGAAAGAGACAGAGAAGAUGGACACAACAGGGCCAACAGAAGAAACUAAGACGUCUUGAAGCAGAAGAUGUGCAAUCGAAAUGGACUGUAAAUUAUUCUCUUAACACAGUUUUAGUAUUUCCUCAAAUGUUUUAGCCUGUGUCAGUGUUAAAGAGCACUUCUUUCUUUUUUUUUUACUCAUGUCUCUGCCACCUAUUUAAAUGUUUUGACCGUGUGUUAGUUAUGGAGCCUGAGAAUCAGUAGGGUCCUUUUCAAGUCUCAAAAACCUGGUAGGGAUUCAAUCCAAGGCUAUAGAGCACACUACUCUCUAACAGACUUGAGCUGACGUUUUACAGACGGUUACCGUAGAGGGAAAACGCCUUUACUUUACUGAAGGUGUGUUGUCUAGUGCACUGCUCUAACAGGGCUCGGAUUGAAUUCCUACCUUUUCACUGACCUGAGGUAACUUGAUGAAAGCAAAUCCCCCCCCUGAUAAGACUGAGGCCAUACUGCUUUCACAGUUCUCAGAUCAGUCCAGAAGGAGUCCACUUUCCACUGCAAACAUUCCCAGUUGAACAAUAGUCACCAUCUGGAAAUGUUGUUUUCCACUUCUCCCAGGUUUAGUUUGACUCCUUCCUUUACGUUGUUUUAUAUUAACAAAAUGUUGAAAUGUCUUUUUAUUAGGGCAGGGUUUCCCCAACUGGCAGGCUGAUCGUCCCCCCCCCCAAUUGAUUUUAAUUCAUUGUUGGACAUAAGACUGUAAAAACACAAAGUAUUCCCACAUAAGAUGUGAUCGUGUGCAAUGUUUUGAAAUUGUGUUUGCAAAAAAAAAAAAAAACAGUCUAGAAAGUAAUGCUCCCAGGAACAAUCCAGGCUGUGUUCAGCUUCCCCAUCAAGGAAAACCCCAGCCUACACCGUGGGGAACCAGCUCACGUUUUAAAACCCCUGCUCUUUUCUACUGUAAGGUGACAUAUGGUGCUUGGUUGGGUGUUCAGUUGUGAAAUGUGCAUAUAACUUGUUUUAUAUAGAAAGAAAAAAAAUACAUUUCUCAUUCACUUCGUACUUUUUUUUGUUCUAAAUAACACGUUCUUUGAAAAUGAUAAAAGGCAAUCAUUUGGUUUAUCUAGACAACUUUACAGUUCAUUUCCAACCUUUUUAAAGAAACGUUUGUCAAUUUUCCAUGCAAGUAUAAAACUGAUGUUGCCCAUUAAAAAGCUGUGAUGAGUGCA